Molecule: messenger RNA, 2058 nt
Organism: Trichechus manatus latirostris (Florida manatee)
Lineage: Eukaryota; Metazoa; Chordata; Mammalia; Sirenia; Trichechidae
Gene: CNTFR
Product: ciliary neurotrophic factor receptor
Exons: 10
Coding region: 287-1405 (372 amino acids)
Biological process (GO): ciliary neurotrophic factor-mediated signaling pathway
Cellular component (GO): external side of plasma membrane; ciliary neurotrophic factor receptor complex; membrane
Molecular function (GO): cytokine binding; ciliary neurotrophic factor receptor activity
Source: RefSeq, a predicted model, not a curated record
AGCCGGUGCAGAGCUGGCGGCGGCGGCGGCAGCGGAGGCGGCGGCUCCAGCCUGUGCGGCGCGGGGCUCGGCAGUGGGAUCCAGCAGCGGCGCUCGCUCCGCGCUGCCUGCCUUGCUCCCUGCCCGGGGCGGUCGGAGGGCACGGCGCGGAGUCACUGCGGCCUGAGGGCGCGAAUCCAGCCUUGUCACUUCAUCCUACCUCCUUGGUUCUGGAAGUCCCAGGAAGAGUUUGGUCUGGAGAAGGAGGAAGACUUGAUGCUCUCAGUGUGCAGUCCGUGGUGAAGAGAUGGCUGCUCCUGUCCCGUGGGCCUGUUGUGCUGUGCUUGCUGCUGCUGCCGCAGUUGUCUACGCCCAGAGACACAGUCCACAGGAGGCGCCCCAAGUGCAGUACGAGCGCCUGGGCUCAGACGUGACACUGCCGUGUGGAACAGCAAACUGGGAUGCAGCUGUGACGUGGCGGGUAAAUGGGACAGACCUGGCCGCUGACCUGCUCAAUGGCUCCCAGCUCGUGCUCCAUGGCCUGGAACUGGGCCACAGCGGCCUCUACGCCUGCUUCCACCGUGACUCCUGGCACCUGCAUCACCAAGUCCUGCUACAUGUGGGCUUGCCACCGCGGGAGCCUGUGCUCAGCUGCCGCUCCAACACUUACCCCAAGGGCUUCUACUGCAGCUGGCAUCUGUCCACCCCCACUUACAUCCCCAACACCUUCAAUGUGACCGUGCUGCAUGGCUCCAAAAUUAUGGUCUGUGAGAAGGACCCGGCCCUCAAGAACCGCUGCCACAUCCGCUAUAUGCACCUGUUCUCCACGGUCAAGUACAAAGUCUCAAUAAGCGUCAGCAACGCCCUGGGCCACAACGCCACAGCUAUCACCUUCGAUGAGUUCACCAUUGUGAAGCCGGACCCUCCAGAAAACGUGGUAGCCCGGCCGGUGCCUAGCAACCCUCGCCGGCUGGAGGUGACAUGGCAGACCCCUUCGACCUGGCCUGACCCUGAGUCUUUUCCUCUCAAGUUCUUUCUGCGCUACCGACCCCUUAUCCUGGAUCAGUGGCAGCAUGUGGAGCUGUCCGACGGCACAGCGCACACCAUCACGGACGCCUACGCCGGGAAGGAGUACAUCAUCCAGGUGGCAGCCAAGGACAAUGAGAUUGGGACAUGGAGUGACUGGAGCGUGGCCGCUCACGCCACACCCUGGACAGAGGAACCACGACACCUCACCACCGAGGCCCAGGCUCCGGAGACCACGACCAGCACCACCAGCUCACUGGCACCCCAGCCCACCACGAAGAUCUGUGACCCUGGGGAGCUGGGCAGUGGCGGGGGACCCUCGGCACCCCUCUUGGUCAGUGCCCCUGUCACUCUGGCCCUUGCCGCCGCUGCUGCCACUGCCAGCGAUCUCCUAAUCUGAGCCCAGCAUCCUGUGACAAAAUGACAGAGCACCUGCAGAGGAGCAGAAGCCGGAGCUGAGCCUGCAGACCCCGGUUUCUAUUUUGCACACGGGCAGGAGGACCUUUUGCAUUCUCUUCAAACGCAAUUUGUAGAGACCCAGGCGGGCCCGGACCUGCCAUCCCCGCCCAGAUACAUUAUGCCACCGGCCCUCCUCCCUCCCUCAGGGGAGGAGGACCAUGCAGCUAACCCACCCACCAAAGACCUCCCUUCCCACCCUCACCCUGCCCCCUCGGGCUGGACCCUCCAAUGCCAGCGACUCCCAGGAGCCCUUGGGGGGCCUGAGGGGAGCCCCUCACAUCCACAAUUUCUCCUGCCCCAGCCUCCUGUCUGUCCCGGGGUCUUUGUUGCUACCAUCAGAUUAUAAGCUCCUGACGCUGCGGGGUGGCCCAUCCAUUCCCUUCCCUGCAGCGCCCAGACUUUUCAGUCCCCCCACCUCUACCCCUGUUUUGUAUGACCCUUCCCUAGCCCCUACUCCUACUCCACAGUAUUUAAUGCCCUGUCAGUCCCUCCUAGUCUGACUCAAUGGUAACUUGCUGUAUUUGAAUUUUUUAUAGAUGUAUAUACAGGGGUGGGAGGUGGGGGGGUUCUCAUUAAACGUCACCAUUUCAUGAG